AUGAAUAAUCCCGAACUGAACUCGCUCCUGAAAUGGGGUGUCGAGAACUCGGAUGUAUCUCGAGACACCAAUCCGGACCAUCCUCCGUCAAAUCGAGGCCUCAAUGCCGAAACCAUCAACACUCUAUUUGGGGGACCUUCGGAUGCCGACCUUAUGAAGGAGUCGAUGCAGGCCAUUCAUUCACCUGAUGUCUCUCUGGCGGACAAGGUCACCGCCUUUGACAACUUUGAGCAGCUGGUCGAGAACCUCGACAAUGCCAACAAUCUGGAACCACUUGGUCUUUGGAGUCCUUUACUUGCCCAGCUCGACAAUCUGGAGCCAGAUAUGAGAAGGAUGGCAGCCUGGUGUAUUGGUACAGCGGUGCAGAACAACAUCAAGUCACAAGAGAGAUUGCUAGCGAUGGGCGGAGUACAAAAGCUCGCCAAGCUUGCGGUAGAAGAGAAAGAUCGCUCCGUGCAGAAGAAGUGUGUGUAUGCUUUGAGUUCCAGCAUCCGAAACUAUCAACCUGCCGCCAAUGAGGCGGUAAAAUAUCUGCCAUCCGAAAUCGUCGGGGCAGACCACGUGUCAACCGAGGAUAUGGACACGAUCGACGCCAUCAUGGAAAGGUUACGUGGGUCCGGCAGAUGA
This is a messenger RNA of Endocarpon pusillum Z07020, 627 nucleotides long. RefSeq names its product Hsp70 nucleotide exchange factor fes1. The transcript has a single exon. NCBI's taxonomy places the organism in Eukaryota, Fungi, Ascomycota, Eurotiomycetes, Verrucariales, Verrucariaceae. The record is from RefSeq and is a predicted model, not a curated record. The coding region runs from base 1 to 627 and encodes 208 amino acids.